AUGCUGAGCCUCAGCCUCUCUAAUUCAGUGCAUCCUUCGGCGCAGCCGAAGCCGGGCCCAUCUCAGCUCGGACAGAGCCAACCAGCGUGCUCCAGCAGAAAGGCGCCGGUUCCACAUCUCACCGUUGCUUCCUUGGCAGCUGGGGCCUUUGUGGCAGAAAGGCGCCAGGCACGAUGGCGGCGGAGCACCUUGCUUGUCAGGGCUGUCAGGUCAGAAACUGACAUCUUCCAAAAAUUCGAGACCCUGACUGCAACCAAGCAGUUGGCAGAAAGAUCUGGCGAUCAAGAAGUGGUGAGCCGGAUCGACGCACUCCUCAAGCAGCACGAAGAGAGCAAUCCCGUGGCAGCGCUUGCGUGGCGCCGGCAAAGACGACUCCAAGUUGCUUGCGACACGGUUCUGCUCGGGGGAGACACACUCAAAGCACGGAAGGAUGCCAUCGGCGUUCUCAAGGACUUGGCUGCUCCACCAUUGCCAACCCCAGAAGCCGAGGAUGCUCUCUUUCGCAUCUUGCGUGAGGUUGUGGGCGCAGAUGCGGCUGAGCUGAGGCAGGCAGCAGACGAGGCCUUGUGGCACGUCUGGCACCAGACAGACGAUGAGGACGCAGCGGAGAUGAUGAGAACAGGUUGCAGCUACAUGGAGGGCGACCGAAUCUCGGAGGCUUUGCAGCUCUUCACCGAGUUGGUGCAAGAAUCCCCUUCCUUCGGAGAGGCCUGGAAUAAGCGGGCCACUGUCUAUUACAUGCUUAAGGAGUUUCAACAGUCGAUUGAGGAUUGCGAGAAAGUGCUGGAAUUGAAUCCACGCCACUUCGGCUGCUUGUCCGGCCUCGGGAUGUGCUAUGCGGCUUUGGGUGAGCCGGCCAAAGCAGCGCAUUGGUACAAGAAAGCCCUUAGCGUACAUCCUUUCAUGCGAGGCCCGCGGAAAGCACUCGACGGGCUGGAGCGGGAGAAGUAUGUAGAGGAGUUCUUUGAGCCAAAGGUGAAGACGGCCAUGGAGUCCUUGACAGGUGAUGCCUUCUGGCCCGCCGAGAACCCUGAGGGCAUCCAUUUGGAAUGGGAUGUACACCGAAUAAACUUAGAGAAAAGUAACAGGAAUCCCAAUGCAGGUGCUCACACCUACUUCUUCCGAGCCUGCGUGAGAAACAGGGCCCUGGGCACGCGUCAAGUUCGCAGCCUGGCUCGCUUCUAUGCUCUCCGCUUUGCCUCGGGGAAGAUCUUCCCGCUGAAACGCCCUACCUAUGGCGAGGCUGAGUUUGUGCUUGAGCCUGGUCAGGAGUACAAGUACUCCUGGAUCUUCACCACAGAUACCGAUUUGGUAGGAAUGGUCGGCGGCAUGCUGCUCGAGCGCUUGGACCGUGUCGAAGCAGCAGAGGACGACCGCUUCUUGUUUGCCAGCCUUGGAAAACUCUCUUUCGAGGAGGCGCCAACGGUGCCGAUGCACAAGGUAGAGUACAUGAAUCAAGGGCAUAUCUACAUGGGUGAGCUGAAUUUCAAAGCCUCCCGGGAUUCGUAG
Molecule: messenger RNA, 1509 nt
Organism: Symbiodinium sp. CCMP2456
Lineage: Eukaryota; Dinophyceae; Suessiales; Symbiodiniaceae
Source: the annotation of a GenBank genome assembly